UGACGUAGUAGGAUUCUGCUAUCAUCUGACUACCUAUAUGCCAAAUCGCAUCCCUCAUUCCGUUCUCUUCGCGCAGUAGUAAGAUUCGGUGUCGGGCGUAAGAUCUGGCGCCCCUUUCUCUAGGAGCUACCAAUUACGGCUAUAGUCGAUUCACAUCCAACAGCAGGUUGCUUCAGUGAGAUAGGGGAAUUCACUCGGCAGGAUUUUACUUACUUCACUAGUUUCAUUUCGACUAAGUAUCACCUCAUCUUUACAGGGGAAGGGGAAUUUUUUAGAAAGUAAUUUUUAUGAGCCGAAGGUGAUAUUUGUAAAGAGAGGGGCAUAUUGAAGCGAGUGCCAUGGAUGUAGCAUUCGCAAAACCGGUGAGAGAAGUAUUAGAUAACUUCGGCACCGAUGAAAAUUCUGGUUUGUCGGAUGAGCAAGUCAAAAGAGCUUUAGAAAAAUAUGGACCUAAUGAAUUGCCCGCGGAAGAAGGAAAACCUUUAUGGGAACUUAUUUUAGAACAAUUUGAUGAUUUACUUGUGAAGAUUUUACUCUUAGCGGCUGUGAUUUCAUUUGUUUUAGCUUGGUUUGAAGAAACUGAAGAACAAGUAACAGCUUUUGUUGAACCUUUUGUUAUUUUAACUAUUUUAAUAGCCAAUGCAAUUGUUGGUGUCUGGCAGGAACGAAAUGCAGAAAGUGCCAUUGAAGCUCUCAAAGAAUAUGAACCCGAAAUCGCUAAAGUUGUACGACAGAACCACAAAGGUGUUCAGAGAAUCCGGGCAAGUAAACUGGUGCCCGGAGAUCUCGUUGAAAUUUCCGUUGGUGACAAAGUACCUUCUGAUGUUCGAGUAAUAGCUAUUAUGUCUACAACCCUUCGUGUUGAUCAAGCUAUUCUAACUGGUGAGAGUGUUAGUGUAUUAAAACAAACAGAAGCUGUCCCAGAUCCUCGAGCUGUCAAUCAAGAUAAGAAAAACAUCCUCUUCUCUGGAACUAACAUUGCUGCUGGUAAAUGCCGUGGUAUCGUUAUUGGAACUGGACUUAACACUGAAAUCGGUAAGAUUCGUAAUGAGAUGAUGGACACUGAAACCGAGAAAACUCCACUUCAACAAAAACUUGAUGAAUUUGGUGAACAGUUGUCUAAGGUCAUCACUGUUAUCUGUGUUGCUGUCUGGGCCAUCAAUAUUGGUCACUUUAACGAUCCUGCCCAUGGUGGCUCCUGGAUGAGGGGUGCCAUCUAUUAUUUUAAAAUUGCUGUUGCCCUUGCUGUAGCUGCCAUUCCUGAAGGUUUACCAGCUGUCAUCACCACCUGUCUUGCUCUAGGUACCAGAAGAAUGGCCAAGAAGAACGCCAUCGUAAGAAGUUUGCCCUCCGUCGAAACUCUUGGUUGUACCUCUGUUAUCUGUUCAGAUAAAACUGGUACUCUGACAACCAAUCAGAUGUCAGUAUGCAAGAUGUUUUUGUUCAGUAAAAUUGAAGGUAAUAUGAUUGAAACAAGUCAGUUUGAAAUUACUGGAUCAACCUACGCCCCAGAAGGAGAAAUAUUCUACAAGAGCCGUAAGAUUAAGUGUGCCGAUUUCCCAGGUCUAGAAGAAAUGGCUGUCAUCUGUGCCAUGUGUAACGAUUCUAGUGUUGAUUUCAACGACUCGAAAGAUAUUUAUGAGAAAGUAGGUGAGGCUACGGAGACAGCUUUAACAGUAUUAUGUGAGAAGAUGAACGUCUACCAGACGGACAGAACUGGUCUCACAAAACGUGAAAACUGUACCUGCUGUAAUCAAGUUAUCAACGAAAUGUGGAAAAAAGAUGUCACCCUUGAAUUCUCCCGAGAUCGUAAAUCCAUGAGUGUUUUCGCCACUCCCAACAAGCCAACAAGAAUUGCUAAUGGAGCUCGUAUGUUCUGUAAGGGUGCUCCUGAAGGUAUGUUGGAUCGUUGUACUCAUGUUCGUAUUGGAAACAACAAGGUACCCAUGUCACCUGCUAUCAAGGCUGAGAUUAUUAAACAAGUGAAGAUCUACGGUACUGGACGAGAUACUCUCCGUUGUUUAGCUCUUGCUACUAUUGAUGCUCCACCCAGAUUAGAUGAAAUGGAUUUAGAAGACUCUAGAAAAUUCAUUCAGUAUGAGACAAACAUGACAUUUGUUGGAUGUGUUGGUAUGUUGGAUCCACCUCGUGAAGAAGUCAAGGCAUCCAUUGUACAAUGUGCUAUUGCUGGUAUCCGUGUCAUUGUCAUUACUGGUGAUAACAAGGCCACAGCUGAAGCUAUCUGUCGUCGUAUUGGUGUAUUCGGUGAAAAUGAAUCUACUGAUGGUUUAGCCUACACUGGUCGUGAAUUUGAUGAACUUGCUCCAGAAGAACAAAGAGCUGCUUGUAUGCGUGCCCGAUUAUUCGCCCGUGUAGAGCCAACACAUAAAUCUAAGAUUGUUGAAUAUUUACAAGGAGAAGGUGAAAUCUCUGCUAUGACUGGUGAUGGUGUCAAUGAUGCCCCUGCCUUGAAGAAAGCUGAAAUUGGUAUUGCUAUGGGUUCCGGUACUGCUGUAGCCAAAUCUGCUGCUGAGAUGAUUUUAGCUGAUGAUAACUUCUCGACUAUCGUAGCUGCUGUAGAGGAAGGACGUGCUAUUUACAGUAACAUGAAACAAUUUAUUCGUUAUCUUAUUUCAUCCAAUAUUGGUGAAGUAGUCUGUAUUUUCUUGACUGCUGCUCUUGGUAUCCCAGAAGCUUUGAUUCCUGUACAAUUGUUGUGGGUUAACUUGGUAACUGAUGGUUUCCCUGCCACUGCCCUUGGUUUCAAUCCCCCAGAUCUGGACAUCAUGAAAAAACCACCACGAAAUCCCAAAGAAGGUCUUAUUACAGGAUGGUUGUUCUUCAGAUAUAUGGCUAUUGGAAUAUACGUCGGAUGUGCUACUGUUGGUUCUGCUGCCUGGUGGUUCAUGAUCUAUGAACACGGCCCACGACUUAACUACUACCAGUUGACCCAUCAAGCUCAGUGCCUGGCACAGGAUGAGAUGUUUGAAGGCAUUGAUUGCAGUGUCUUCCGCCACCCAAAACCCAUGACGAUGGCCUUGUCAGUGCUCGUCGUCGUAGAGAUGUUAAAUGCCCUCAACAGUUUAUCAGAGAAUCAGUCACUGUGGGCUAUGCCACCAUGGACUAACAAAUGGUUAUGUAUGGCCAUUAUUCUGUCUAUGUCCCUACAUUUCCUUAUCCUCUACGUCGACGUCAUGUCGGUGAUCUUCCAGAUUACACCAUUGAACUUAGUUGAGUGGAUGGCUGUAUUAAAGAUCUCUAUACCUGUUAUAAUACUGGAUGAAGCACUCAAAUUCGUGGCAAGAAAGUUUGCAGAUGCCCCAUUUAUGAAAGAGCAGCCAGCACCCCCACCGGACAUGACACGACGUCGUUCAUCCAUUUUUCAUUUGAAAAAAAUGGGAUAAAGUAUUGAAAAUUAUCCUGAGAUGUUCUAAGGUGAUAACGAGGUUAUUUUCCCUGCCUCGUUUCUGGAGUUUUGUAAUGAAGACUGGAGAAAUGCAAAUAUUGCAUCAAGCUUAGCCGUCCAAUCCAAAUAGGCGAAUUGCGCUGGAUAGCGUUAUCUGUACUGCGUUUUCUAUUUGCCAUUCCCAUUUUUUUAAAACGUAGAAAACAGAUGAUCUAUUAGCAUAGAAAUGUAUCUGUUUGCAGCGAUUGCAUGCCGCCCUGCGCGUAGUCAUAGCAUGCUCUAGGCCCUUUUGUUUUCUUUUAAAUUCAAAUGUUGUGUAUUUGUUUUAUUGUCAAAAUGUAAACUAUGUUAUACAAAAUGUUUUUUUUUUAUGAAUAAUGAACAUUGAUUAAUAUGUCCUACAUAUAUAUAUGAAACUGACUAUAUUGUAUAUGGAUGUAUACUCGGUGUCUAUUUUUAGUAUAACAUGUCUUUACACCACCCUUUUCCAGUUGAAUUCCUGCCUCCCCCUACCACCAAAAGAAAAUUCCGUGGAAUUUAAAUUAUGGAUUGUAAACUCCAGUUGAAUUACCCGAACUCACCACCAAUCUACGGUUUUACAUAGGAAACAAACUCUACGGGGCGUGGCUUAGGCUCUUAUGUCAUUUAUGACGUAGGACUAAUCAAUGGGAGAGCACUGCGAUUGGAUUACCUCGCUCGCUUGUUCUAUUUCUAUUUAUUUGUUUGUUUCAACGAGUGUGAUAUAGUUUUUAGACAGUUUGGAUCUACUUUUAGACCAAAAUAUCUUUCGUCGCCAGAAACUCUUAGAUUUAGGCCUACUUCCAGUGUAACACAAGCUAUGGAUAGGACAGCUCGGCUUUACGUGACUUGCAACAAUAAAAGAAGCCAAACAAAAUUCUGCCAAAAGACAAAAUAUUGAUAAUAAUAAAAAAAAAAAAAAAAACCAUUUGUGCAGACUGGUUAGUUAAAAGUUGUGUGUCAUUUUUUUUCUCUUGCCAUAUUUUUUUCUUUUUCUUUUCGGGAAAAAUUUAAAUAUUGAAUCUAUGUAGAUUUUAAAGAACUGUUUUUAAUCGUUGUUUUUUUUUUCUUUUUCAAAAAAAUAUUAUUUUUGAAUGGCAUUAACAGGUCAGAUUUUGUAUAUAUUUAUGUAUGUAAAAUUAUCAACAUCAUAAUGUAUGUUUGAAUGAGCCGUGUGUGUUUUUUAAAAAAAUGUUUAUCUCCAACUAACUUUCAACUUUGAACCACGAACUUUAACCUUUAAGCUAUGUAAUUAUAACCGUGACCUGCAGUUGACCCGACCUUGAACUUUAUUCUUGUUCCGGUACCAAUGUUAUCCCAUCAGCCACUGUGAUAAAGAAAAUUAAAUUAUUUAAAUGUAUUUAAUAUAUAUCCCAUUAAUCAUGUAAAGCGAGUAUGUUUUUAUUGUCAACGGAUAUUUUUCUUUGUUUGAUUGGGAAAUAAAUCGCGAUAUGACGUAAUUUUAAUCCUGAUUCUAUUUUCGAAUGGAGAUUUUUUUUUUAAAUUUUAGAGUAUAAAUAAUCGAUUAAUUUAUUUGUAACUUUGGAUACUUAGUCAAAUUUCAUGCUAUGCAUAUUUGUUCCAAAGGGGAAAUAACUCCAAACCUUGAUUUAUCUGGGCAUUUUAUUUUAAAGUUAAAUUCUUUAUUUGUUGGACGUGUAUCUAUGGCAUCGAAAUGCGCCCAAGGUUUAUGACAUUAUGUGUAUUUCCCGCGACUUAUACCUCAAUGACCACAUCGUAAGUAGGGACCUCGAGCAUAUCACGUGCCAAUAUUCGACCACCGGGCACGUACAGGGAACUCGUCCCUAAAACUAUCGAGGGCGGGUUACUGGCCGAACACCAGUCUAAAUAUUAAUAUAUUAAAAGAUGUAUACUUUUUAAAAAUAAUCAUCAAUAAAAAUUGCAGAGUGACUUAAUUAAAAGAAUAGAUAAGGACCCCUGGGAGUCGAGGUCCCUACUUUUGAUAAGGUUUGGUUUAUUGUAGAUAUACUAUGGAACCCGAAUUUGUACAUUUCCUUUAGAAGUAAAUUAUCGGUUUUUUUUCUAUAA
Molecule: messenger RNA, 5473 nt
Organism: Patella vulgata (common limpet)
Lineage: Eukaryota; Metazoa; Mollusca; Gastropoda; Patellidae
Product: sarcoplasmic/endoplasmic reticulum calcium ATPase 1
Exons: 26
Coding region: 339-3404 (1021 amino acids)
Biological process (GO): intracellular calcium ion homeostasis; calcium ion transmembrane transport
Cellular component (GO): membrane
Molecular function (GO): P-type calcium transporter activity; ATP hydrolysis activity; ATP binding
Source: RefSeq, a predicted model, not a curated record